Messenger RNA from Fulmarus glacialis (Northern fulmar), 2783 nucleotides. RefSeq names its product Rap guanine nucleotide exchange factor (GEF) 6 (gene RAPGEF6). The annotation marks the transcript as partial. The record is from RefSeq and is a predicted model, not a curated record. The transcript is spliced from 17 exons. Lineage: Eukaryota; Metazoa; Chordata; Aves; Procellariiformes; Procellariidae. Gene Ontology annotation, biological process: positive regulation of GTPase activity; Ras protein signal transduction. Gene Ontology annotation, cellular component: endocytic vesicle; apical plasma membrane; plasma membrane. Gene Ontology annotation, molecular function: protein binding; guanyl-nucleotide exchange factor activity.
AUGGCUUUUCUUGUUCGAUGUUAUGCCAACUGUCUGCAACCGUGGGCCUCCAAACUUCCAGCUGAUCUUACCAAGAUGCAUCUUACCGACAAUCCUCACCCUCAGGUGACUCAUGUCCCUUCAAGCCAGUCGGGAUGUAGCAUUGCCAGUGAUUCUGGGAGCAGCAGCCUAUCUGAUAUUUAUCAGGCUACAGAAAGUGAGAUGGGAGACGUUGAUUUAACAGGUCUUCCAGAAGCACCUGUAGACUCUGAAGAUGAAGAAGAAGAAGAGGAUGAAGAUAUUGACAGAACUUCAGAUCCGCUUCUAGGGCGAGAUGUUGUACGAGAGUGCCUUGAGAAAGAGCCUGCAGAUAAAACUGAUGAUGAUAUUGAGCAAUUAUUGGAAUUUAUGCAUCAACUCCCCGCCUUUGCAAACAUGACUAUGUCUGUGAGAAGAGAACUUUGCUCAGUGAUGAUAUUUGAAGUAGUAGAGCAAGCAGGAGCCAUCAUACUUGAAGAUGGACAAGAACUCGAUUCUUGGUAUGUUAUUUUAAAUGGCACAGUGGAAAUCAGCUAUCCUGAUGGGAAGAGUGAGAGUCUCUGUAUGGGAAAUAGUUUUGGGAUUACCCCCUCUCUGGACAAACAGUACAUGAACGGAGUGGUCAGAACCAAAGUAGACGAUUGUCAGUUUGUGUGUAUAGCCCAGCAAGACUACUGGAGGAUUCUGAACCACGUGGAAAAAAACACUCAUAAAGUGGAGGAAGAAGGAGAAAUUGUUAUGGUAAAGGAGCACAGGGAGCUGGAUCGCAGUGGAACCAGAAAAGGACACAUAGUUAUCAAGGCAACACCUGAGCGACUCAUCAUGCAUUUAAUAGAAGAACAUUCUAUUGUGGAUCCAACCUACAUUGAAGAUUUCCUUUUAACAUACAGAACAUUUCUAACAAGCCCUCUGGAAGUUGGAAAUAAACUCUUGGAAUGGUUCACAGUGGACAGCCUCAGGGAUAAGGUUACCAGAGUGGUCUUACUGUGGGUGAACAAUCAUUUUAAUGACUUUGAAGGAGAUCCUGCUAUGACUCGAUUUCUGGAAGAAUUUGAAAAGAACUUGGAAGAUACGAAAAUGAAAGGACAUCUCAGAUUGCUGAAUAUUGCCUGUGCUGCCAAAGCAAAAUGGAGACAAAUUACCCUGCAAAAACCUUCUAGAGAUUCGCCACUGUUUUUCAGCCUCCUUGGAGGAAGUGACAAGGGUUUUGGUAUUUUUGUAGAGACUGUGGAAAUGGGCAGUAAAGCAGCAGAAGCUGGACUCAAGCGUGGUGAUCAGAUAAUGGAAGUAAAUGGACAGAAUUUUGAGAAUAUUACCUUUGUAAAAGCUCUGGAAAUCUUAAGGAACAACACUCAUCUCUCCAUUACUGUAAAAACAAACAUUUUUGUGUUUAAGGAGCUGCUCUGCAGGAUAGGACAAGAGAAGAAUGGAAUUCCACAUAUCCCAAAAAUUGCAGAAAAGAAAAACAACCGUUAUUCCAUCCCAGAUAUGCCUGGAGAUGUGGAACAGAUGUUUCCCCGUGAAAAAGGAAACAAGAAAAUGAAAGCAAACACUGUAUCUGGUGGGAGAAACAGAAUCAGGAAAAUUCUAGACAAGACCCGAUUCAGCAUCUUGCCUCCAAAACUGUUCAGUGAUGGUAGUGUGAGCCAGUCACAGGACGACAGCAUUGUUGGGACUCGGCAGUGCAGACACAGCCUGGCCAUCAUGCCUAUUCCGGGAACGCUCUCAUCCAGUAGCCCUGACCUGUUGCAGCCUACGACAAGCAUUCUGGAUUUCUCUAAUCCUUCAGCUGUUGGGUUUUACUAUAUUCCGGAUCAAGUAAUAAGAGUUUUCAAAGCAGAUCAGCAGAGCUGUUACAUUAUCAUCAGCAAGGACACUACAGCAAAAGAAGUUGUGAGUCACGCCGUCCACGAAUUCAACUUGACGGGAGCCCCAGAGACCUACUCCCUCUGCGAAGUGUCUGUCAGCCCCGAGGGAGUCAUCAAACAACGGAGACUCCCAGAUCAGUUCUCAAAAUUGGCCGACAGAAUUCAACUCAAUGGACGGUAUUAUCUGAAAAACAAUAUGGAGACAGAGACCUUAUGCUCAGAUGAGGAUGCUCAAGAGCUACUGAGAGAAAGCCAAAUUUCCCUCUUACAGCUGAGCACCAUUGAGGUUGCCACUCAGCUUUCCAUGAGAGACUUUGAAUUAUUUCGCAAUAUUGAGCCUACAGAAUACAUUGAUGACCUUUAUAAGCUAGACUCCAAAACAGGAAAUGCUCACCUGAAACAGUUUGAAGAUGUCAUAAAUCAAGAGACGUUCUGGGUUGCCAUGGAAAUUUUAGCAGAGCCCAACCAACUCAAAAGAAUGAAGAUUAUUAAGCAUUUCAUUAAAAUUGCCCUCCACUGUCGAGAAUGCAAGAACUUCAAUUCCAUGUUCGCGGUUAUAAGUGGGUUAAAUCUAGCACCAGUAGCACGUCUCAGAGGCACUUGGGAGAAGUUACCGAGCAAGUAUGAAAAGCACCUCAGAGACCUUCAAGAUCUUUUUGAUCCAUCUCGAAACAUGGCAAAAUACCGCAACAUCCUUAGCAGCCAGAGCAUGCAGCCUCCAAUUAUUCCACUUUUUCCUGUUGUCAAGAAGGAUAUCACGUUUCUGCAUGAAGGAAAUGAUUCUAAAGUGGAUGGCCUGGUAAAUUUUGAGAAACUCAGAAUGAUUGCCAAAGAAAUUCGCCAAGUUGUCAGAAUGACCUCAGCAAACAUGGAUCCGGCUGUAAUGUUCAGACAAAG